Chara braunii is the source of this 1953-nucleotide messenger RNA. Lineage: Eukaryota; Viridiplantae; Streptophyta; Charophyceae; Charales; Characeae. The record is from the annotation of a GenBank genome assembly.
AAACAUACGAGAGAGCGUUGACGAAGCACCUGAUGAUGCAGGAAGCGGAAAGGUCCAGACUCUACAAACACUGUCACAAGGCUUCUAACGAAUCCGGGGAGUACGUAUGUUUAAUUAUUGACGGAAUGGACCAGAGCAAGACUCUUUUACCGCACUUCCGCAGAUUGCCGAAGGAUUCCAGAGUCAAAGAAGAAAGCUUUGUCAAGGUGCGCGUUGUCGGUGCGAAGGUGCUAGGUCUCGCCACAAAAGCAUCUGCAACACUCUUUUUUGACAACUUCAAGUCAGAUUCGAACUGCAUGCUUACUGUGCUUCAUCGAAGAAUUUGUGAACUUCCGAUACCUUUCCCACGAGUUCUCUAUCUCAAUCUAGACAACACAACGAAAGAAAACAAAAAAAAAUACGUAGUUUCGUAUUUAUUCUACCUUGUGAAAAUUAACAUUUUCACGAAGGUGAAGUUGAACUUUCUUCUCGUCGGACAUACUGACGAGGAUAUCGAUCAGAUGUUUAGUUGUUUCUCUCGCAGGCUCAAUUUGCAGAGUGCGUUUGAUCUUCCUGAACUUAAACACGUUAUUCGCGAAUCGUACACAAACGAAGUUGGAAAGGCAGUAGUUCUUGAGCGGAUGACCGAGACUUACGACUGGAAGGAAUUUGUAGAACCACAUUUGUUGAAGGUGAAGGACAUCAGUUUCAACCAGCAUUUCAGGAUCAAAAGAAAGUACAGAGGAGAAGUACGACUCUGGAGCAAGCAGUACCACAAUUCGUUUUGGCAGCCGAACGACACCGAAGGUUUGAAUCUCUUUUAUUCAGAGCCAACAAGCGAGAUUCUGGCUGCUCCUCGACAUUCGAUACGGUCUUUGGAAGGUCGGUUGAGGCCAGCUUGUGGCAAAGAAGAAGGGGAUGGUACGGAACUGGAAGGAGACAGUGAAGAAUGUGUACAACGCACUCUGUUAAUUAAUACAUUGAACGCUAAUCUCGAUGCGUUCUCCAGAUACAUUCAAACCGAUAACGUCAUUCGGUGGAAAUAUUUCAUCGAAUGUCAAAAAAAUAUGGAUUUCAAUGACAGGAGCCUGAAGGUUCCUUUCUUCAGGCCGACAGUGCCGUUGGAAGGGCCUUGCGAGGACAGCGCGAAGCCUCUAGAUGAAGAUAAGAUUUCUCGGAAUUUGGCUCACCUCUUUCCACAAGAAAGACCAGUGUAUAAUGGUGCGUGGAAGACCAAACAAUACAAAAUGGAAAGAGAGGGACACUACGAGGACUUGGAGAUCGGAAAGUUCAUUGCACACCGAGACAAACCCUACCACGUAGGCAAGGUUGUGGAGUUACUUCCAGAAGAGCAUUUCAAGGUUGCUUGGUAUGCUCAAAAGGAAAAAGGAGAAGCGUACUUACCGUUCUACAAGCCGAAUGUGAGAGGAAAGUCUAGACGUGAGGUCGCCGAAGACAUUUUUGAUCGGAGUUGUGGCGUUCUGUGUUACAACUUUACUCUGAAGACAGACAACACUCUGUUCGCCGCCACAAAGAAAAAGAUCUGCGAAAUGUUGAACGCUUCGAUUUUCGUCGACGUUAGAGACGGCGAAGAAGAGGCUGGUGCCCUUAUAAAGGUGUAGCUCGAAGGCCUUCGACAUGUCCUCCUGUUGAGAUGGUCCUCUUCAAAGGGCAUAGGCCGCACCACCGUACAUGGAAGUUGUUUGUCCUUCGUCUUGUUGGCUCUUGUAUUGUAAGCAAUUUAAAAUUCUGAACUUAUAGGACUAUAAUUGAAAUUGGAAAUUUGAUUUCUCCUGUGUCUUCUGGGGUCAACGUCUACAAGUCUAUUCGGGAAAAUUGUUUCUGCUUCGUCUUGUCCGGUCUUGUAUGUUAAGUAGUUUAGAGUACGAGUUUUUUCGAAGUAGUCCGAGUUUCGAUUUAUAGGACUAUAAUAGAAUUACGGAAUUCGUUUUCCCUUUUAUCUUGCGGAGUCUC